AACACGGCCUAACAUCAGAAUUCACACUCUCUUUGACCUUCCUUUUUCCAUUUUCCCCAGAUUCUUCUCCCCUUCUUCUUCUCUUUCAUCUCACUCUUCAGAUCUCUCUCUCUUUCCUCUGUCUUUGUCCCAUUCUUCUCCCUCUUACCAAAUCAUUUCAUUAAUCAUCAUAAACCCUUAUAAAAAACCCAAAUUUAAUAAAAAAAACCAUAAUUAUCUCUACUCCCAUUGUUGGCAAAUCUGUAAAGCUUGAUUUCAUCACCCAUUUCUUUUUUUUUGUCUGUUUUUUUGGUUUCUUUUACAUCCCUUUUCUGGGAAGAGAGAAUGCUUCAUUGAUGCUCAAUUUCGGAAGGAAUUGAGCUGUUUUUCAACUAAAUUUUCAAUCUUUGGCGUUUUAGGGUUAGGGUUUUUGAUUGGGAUUUUGGCGGUGUUCAAAUGGUGGGGGGAUCUGAGCAGCAGCUUAAUAGUAGUUCUUCUUCGUUGCCGGCGAAAAAGCAUGGAAUUAAUAAGCCGAUUUCACUUGCGGGUCCCACUGAGAUUGAUCUUAUACGCAAUGCUGAAUUAGGGAAGUUUUUGAUUGACUCGGGGCUAUAUGAGAGCAGUGAGGAAGGAGAUAAGAGGGAGGAGGUCCUAAAUCGGAUUCGUGAGAUUGUGAAAGGGUGGGUAAAGCAGCUGACUCGCCAAAGAGGAUACACAGAUCAAAUGGUUGACGAUGCGAAUGCUCUCAUUUUUACUUUUGGGUCAUAUCGACUGGGGGUACACGGACCUGGUGCAGACAUUGAUACCCUGUGCGUUGGGCCUUCGUAUGUAAACCGUGAUGAAGACUUCUUUAUAAUAUUGCACGACAUUCUGGCUGAAAUAGAAGAAGUCACUGAGCUUCAGCCAGUCCCUGAUGCUCAUGUCCCUGUAAUGAAAUUCAAAUUUCUAGGAGUUUCUGUUGACCUCCUCUAUGCAAGUGUUUCGAUGCUGAUUGUUCCUGAUGACUUGGAUAUAUCACAGGGUUCCGUACUUCAUAAUGUUGACGAGCAAACAGUUCGUAGUCUGAAUGGAUGUCGAGUUGCGGACCAAAUCCUUAAGCUGGUUCCUAAUAUUGAGCAUUUCCGGACAACGCUAAGGUGUCUCAAAUUUUGGGCUAAGCGACGGGGUGUCUAUUCAAAUGUGACUGGAUUUUUAGGUGGGGUGAACUGGGCUCUUUUAGUUGCUAGAGUAUGCCAACUAUACCCGAAUGCAAUUCCUAGCAUGUUACUAUCUCGAUUUUUUAGAGUUUAUACUCAAUGGCGCUGGCCCAAUCCUGUGAUGCUCUGUCCAAUUGAAGAGGAGGAUCUUGGUUUCCCUGUGUGGGACCCUCGUAAAAAUCCUAGGGACCGCACUCAUCAUAUGCCAAUUAUUACUCCUGCAUAUCCGUGCAUGAAUUCUAGCUACAAUGUCUCAACAAGUACACUGCGUGUUAUGAUGGAGCAGUUUGAGCAUGGCAAUAAAAUUUGUCAGGAUAUUGAGCUGACAAAGGCCCAAUGGAGUACCCUUUUUGAGCCAUACCUUUUCUUUGAGUCGUACAAAAACUACUUGCAAGUUGAUAUCAUUGCGGAUAAUGCAGAUGAUUUGUUGGCUUGGAAAGGCUGGGUAGAAUCUCGACUUCGGCAGCUUACCUUGAAGAUAGAGAGAGACACAUUUGGCAUGUUACAGUGCCAUCCUUAUCCAUAUGAAUUUGUAGACACAUCUAAGGAAUGUGCCCAUUGUGCUUUCUUCAUGGGCUUGCAGAGGAAACAAGGGGUGAAAGUCAAAGAAGGUCAGCAGUUUGAUAUUCGAGGAACUGUUGAUGAGUUUAGGCAAGAGGUUAAUAUGUAUAUGUAUUGGAAACCUGGCAUGGAUAUAUUUGUGUCGCAUGUUCGUAGAAAGCAGCUUCCUCCAUAUGUUUUUCCUGAAGGCUAUAAACGACCUCGAAGACACAUGAAUCAGCAGGUUGAAAAAAUGUGUGGUGAUGCUGAAGGGAAUAUCCCUGGGUCUACUGAUAGACCACUCAAGAGACGUACGGAUUCUGAGAUGGGGGAUCUGACACCAUCACGUCUUGAGAAGAAGGCAUCUAUCAGUCCGCAACGGCUGGAAACUCUUUCUCCAGAGUUCAAUUCUAGAUAUUACACUCCGUCACCUUUGAGCUCUACCUCAGACAUGCUUUGCCACGUGCAAGAUACAUCAUCAUUUUUGGAUGGUGACACAAGUAUGAACUCACACAAUGUGCUGCUAGACAGUGCCAUUCAUAGUACCAUUCCGCUGGAGAAGCAGGAUAUCACUGAUAAUAUUUCUGUGGUUGAUAAUGAAGCACAUACAAUGGAUGCGCUGUCGCAGGACUCCUCCAUCCAGGAGAAUCUUGCUUCAUUUGACAUCUGUAAUCGAAUUAUGGAUGCUUGUCUGGUUAGAAAGGAUGAAGAGAUUUCUGAGACUCAGAAUUCUCAGACUGAAUCUUUCCGUAGAGCAAAGGACCUAAUAGAGAGGGCUGCAAAGGAUGAUAUUGAUGAAGUAAUGGAUCAUUGUGAGCAGACCAAGGGAGCUGAAAACGGGGUCCAUUUUGUGUCCAGCUCUGGCACUCAGACUCUCAAUCAUGAGGGGUCUUUGCAGGAUGAUCUAUGUGGGGCUGAUCCUGGUUUGCAUUCUGAUAUUGGAUAUCUGGGCGGGACUGAUGUUUUGCAGGGUGGAUCGACGGAAGAGCUAGAGUCAAGUACUGCCGUCGGCAUGGCCAUAGAAACUCGAGGUAGAACUACAUAUUCCACAAAAGUUGUGCUGAAGCCAAUCACAAGGCAUGAAAUUAAUAUCUCAUUCUCUUUUUUUUGCAAAAUUUAGUGACCAUGUAUUGUGUUGUUUGGUUCUCUGGCCUUUCUUUUCUUCUAGCAGGUUGAACCUGAGAUUGAUGGCAAACAGCAUAUUAAAGAUACUCAUCAUGAAGCACUUGUAAAUAGAAGUCCAGCAGCUUUGGUAAGUUUCAAAAAUUUACUGCUGGAUUAAAUUAUGGUUUUCCAGGUGCACUGGAAUCUUGUCGUGCGGAAGAAAAGAACUGCAAUUUUCUGAGUUCUCAUGCCCGUAAUUGUGAUGUAUGUAUGGUUAUGGAUGUGGUGUAGUUCGUGCGGAUCCCUUGUAGCAGUUCUCUCUAUUCCUCUAGGCAGCUUGCUUGUUCAAAAGCUGCUUCAGAGCGUCACAAAUGUUGCUGUGGAUGUGGGAAGACUGUGUGAACCCUUAACCAGGGUCAUCGGCAGGAGAUACCUGAGACCAGACUUCAAUGGGAUCUCCGCUACAUCAUGUAGGAAGUGAAUUUCUGUAUUGUAGCCAAAAAAAAAAAAAAAAAAAGAAAAAAAAAAAGCUGAAAAAUGGAAGUUAAAAAAAAAGGUAUAUUACAAUGAAGAGUGACUGAGAAGUGUGAUUUAUUGCGGCAUUAGUGCCUAGAUUUUAAGUAAUGAAUUUAGUUGUAAACUUGGGUUAUGUACCAUCUCUGAUGAGAUUAUAAAUAUGCUAGUACUGGAAUUUUCUUCUUUCACUUGGCUUGCUGCAUAUUCUGACUUUGAUGUGUGAAUUUAGUGGAUGAUCAAUGUGACGUGCUCUAUGUUUAGUUGGUUCGA
Molecule: messenger RNA, 3605 nt
Organism: Chenopodium quinoa (quinoa)
Lineage: Eukaryota; Viridiplantae; Streptophyta; Magnoliopsida; Caryophyllales; Amaranthaceae
Product: nuclear poly(A) polymerase 4-like
Exons: 12
Coding region: 436-2835 (799 amino acids)
Cellular component (GO): nucleus
Molecular function (GO): RNA binding; poly(A) RNA polymerase activity
Source: RefSeq, a predicted model, not a curated record